AAGUGUCUGGAAUUUCCAUCGAAACAGAUAACAAAAACGUUAAAGCAGAGGAGUUUAAGGAGGCUAUUCUUAGUUGCAAGCACAAAUUUUCAAAAGGGAUGAGCUUAAGAAUAGAAUGGAAGAAAAUCCAGUCUCAAGGAGUCUCAUUUGUCUACUACAAUGGUGAAUUUACAGGUGAUCUUCGAGGCCGAGCAGAGAUGCUGAAUACAGGAAUCCGUAUUAGAAAUGUGACUAGAAAGGAUUCUGGGACCUACCGCUGUGAAAUCAGUGCAAAGAGUGAAGAGGGGCAACGCCUGGGAGAGGCUACUAUUACUCUCACAGUAUUGGUUGCUCCGACUACUCCGGUAUGUGAGGUACCCAGCUCCGCAAUGACAGGAACAGUAGUGGAACUGAGCUGUAAGGAGGCUGAGGGAUCUCCUCCAUCUGAGUACCAGUGGUACAAGAAUGGUGUUGCCUUACUGGAAAAGACAGGAACAGGCAGUGCUAGAGGAGCAAACAUAACUUACACCAUGAAUAAAAAGUCUGGCACUCUGCUAUUUAACACAGUUACAAAGAAUGACACUGGAGAGUAUUUCUGUGAAGCCUCCAAUGGGAUUGGAUUAUCUCAGAAAUGCUCAGUGAAGCGAAUGCAAGUUGAUGACCUUAACGUAAGCGGUAUCAUCGCUGCUGUAGUAUUUGUGGCUCUGGUAAUGGCAUUGUGUGGCCUUGGAGUAUUUUAUGCCCAAAAAAAGGGCUACUUUACAAAGGAAAGCUCUUCCCAAAAGAAGGCCAACUAUCAAUCUACGAGUGAAAAGGAUUUCAAGCAUACCAAGUCCUUUGUUAUUUAGAAGAUUUCAGCCUCUGUGAGGGACAUCAAAUGACUACUUGUUAUACAAAAGUAUCAAAGGGAUCUUUUGACCUCUACUCUGUAAAUACUGUUUCCACAUACUACAUGCUGAAAAUAGAAACUGCCAAUGUUUAGAUCUAGUCAACCUGUCUGUGAUUGCUGUUUAAAAACACAAAACCCAAAAAACCUUAACUUAAAGAUAGAACUAAAUUGAAUAUACAAGUCAAUUUGUGUGAAGACUUCUCAUUUUGUUCACGUAUACACGCAGCGAUGCAGGAUUCACUCUUACAGCUUGGAACAAUCUAUUCAAAUAACUUUCAUGGAUGACCUUGCUACCACUACUUCUACUACUUAUGUCUCCACCAUUGUCAAGGGCUCAAACUCUCCUGCAAUUCUGACUUAUUAGUACCUUGACAUUGUAUUAGAUUUGGCAAAGCUAAGUGCGUAAGUAGUCGUGCAGACUUAAACUCACUAUCCUGACAGAAUAAGGCUUCCUGUAAUUGAGGCUUAAGCAGUGUUUUAUUGUCCAAUAUAAAAUGCUUACAGCUUCUCUUCCCCAAGGAAGUGUCUCUCUCUCUCUGUAGACUGCAUAUGUAAUUUCAUUCUGAAGAAAAAUCAUGCCAGUACAAGUCAAGCUGUAGUAUCUGGACCCUAACUGUUGAAGUGUCACAAAUAAAUAGUUCCUCAGAACCUGAAGUGUUUGUGUCAAUAGUUCAAUUACUGAAAUUUAAAUCUCACAACCUCAUUAACAGGUUUCAGUUGCUUCUAUAAGAGUAACACUUCAUCACUUGUGUGUUCACUGAUGCAGUGUAGUAUUAGCGUAUUUGUGCCUAUGCUUUUGGCUGUGCAGGUCCAUCACUACCGUAGGGCUUUGCUACAGAUUUAGGGUUCAUGGGGUUUUUUUUCUGCAGAAGCUUUUUGGAUGUCACAAACUCAGAAAAACAAGUAGUUCCUUCUUGGUGGAUCACUACCGAUGUUACAACUUCUCAGCACUAAAAUGUAGGCUGGCAAAGGAGUUUUGCAGUUAGCAUUGAGAAACACUACUCGCUCAGGUGCCUCAGUCACCUGAAGAGUUGAUGAUCAUAGCUAACUAUGCUCACCAUACAGUUAAGAACUUAUUCACGCUUCUGAAAUCAAACUGGAACACUGCAUUUAUUAAGUUACAACUGGUGCCACGUUCAGCAACUCCAUUGAUGUACACUGCUGUUUGGGGUA
Molecule: messenger RNA, 2041 nt
Organism: Pygoscelis adeliae (Adelie penguin)
Lineage: Eukaryota; Metazoa; Chordata; Aves; Sphenisciformes; Spheniscidae
Gene: JAM2
Product: junctional adhesion molecule 2
Exons: 9
Coding region: 99-827 (242 amino acids)
Biological process (GO): leukocyte tethering or rolling
Cellular component (GO): cell surface; tight junction; protein complex involved in cell adhesion
Source: RefSeq, a predicted model, not a curated record